CUUAAAUCCCGUGCCCAAAAGAAGUAGGUGGGACGGAGGGAGUACUAAAUCACUGCAAUAAUAAAUUUUUAAUAAAAAUUAACACAAAUUGAUGCAACUUAGAGACAAUGCAAUCCUUCAAUGCAAAGCUCGGUGUACAUCCGAUGGCUGGCCUCAGGCACGGCUGAGAAACUGGGCGCGGCGGGUCGCGAGCCGGCAAAAAUGGGAAUGUUGAAGAAGAUCAAGAAGAAGCUGGGGCCAUCGUAUAGCGCAAUAGGGAUGCUUGGAGGGUGCAUUGUGAUGGCUAUACUGAUGGCAGGUCACACAGGGACGCAACAUGUUGUGCGGUCGCCGAUAGUGCAUGUCAGCAAGACCAAUAGGGGCUCCAUGCCGGAGGUCGACAACCCGGACGCCUACAUCCGAGCCGGCGACAACUUCAUCAACAAAUCCUUCUUCCGUAAGGUCGGCCACCUGCAGGAGACACAGUAUGGCGACUCUGGAGCCGCCAAUAUAUACACGCGCUCUCGUGAAAGUGAUACUUUGAGCACAGUUGGAGUGGUUGCGAAACAGUGAACGGAUGAUGCGUGUGUGUUCUUCUUGUUAAUCAAAUAAAUAAAUCGACUAGAAUUUUGAUAUAUUGUACUCCCUCUGCUUCCUUG
This is a messenger RNA of Salvia hispanica, 638 nucleotides long. The record is from RefSeq and is a predicted model, not a curated record. Lineage: Eukaryota; Viridiplantae; Streptophyta; Magnoliopsida; Lamiales; Lamiaceae.